Molecule: messenger RNA, 1746 nt
Organism: Nicotiana tabacum (common tobacco)
Lineage: Eukaryota; Viridiplantae; Streptophyta; Magnoliopsida; Solanales; Solanaceae
Product: putative caffeine synthase MTL3
Molecular function (GO): methyltransferase activity
Source: RefSeq, a predicted model, not a curated record
AAUGUAAAAGAAUCUUAUUUAUCCGUGAUAUCAACUUACACGUGACCAUGAUUACUUAAUUGAUUACACAUUCAAAGUUAUAUAUAUAUAUAUAGAGAGAGAGAGAGUGUGUGAUAGUCUCUUAUGCCCUUACUAUUCUAAUUAACUUCUAGUUCCUAAAUUCCAACAAAAUUAGAUCAUUUGGCAGGGCUAGGAGAAAUGGAAGUUGAGCAAGUUCUUCAUAUGAAUAGAGGGGAAGAUCAAACUAGCUAUUCAAACAACUCCUUACUUCAAAAGCUGGUUAUUCUCAAGGUGAGAGCCAUUCUUGAAAAAGUCAUACAAAGAAUUUGUCAUUUAGGGUUUCCAGAAUGUAUAACUUUAGCUGAGUUGGGAUGUUCUUCAGGGCCAAAUGCAAUAUUACCAAUAGCUGAAAUGGCAGAGAUUGUUGACAAAUUAAGCCAAGAAUUGAAUAUUCAAAAGCCUCUUAAUAUUCAAGUUUUUUUGAAUGAUCUUGUUGGCAAUGAUUUCAACACUGUUUUCAAACUCCUGCCUAGUUUUUAUAAACAGAUCCAAAGAAAGAGGGGAUUAGCUUCAUGUUUCAUUGGAGCUAUGCCUGGUUCAUUUUAUAGCAGGCUUUUCCCUCAACAUUCUGUUCAUUUGGUGCAUUCUUCUUAUAGUCUACAUUGGCUAUCUCAGGUUCCAAAAGGGUUGGUGACUGAAUCUGGUUUUCCACUGAACAAAGGCAACAUUUACAUAGCAAAAACCAGUCCUCCUAGUGUUCAUGAAGCUUACUUGACUCAAUUUCAAAAGGAUUUUACUAAUUUUCUUAGUAUGCGCACUGAAGAGAUGGUAAGUUGUGGGAGUUUAGUUCUUACUUUCAUCUGUAAAAGUGAUGAAAAUGAUGGUUGUGAUUUCUGGGAAUUGCUUGGAAUCACUUUGAAUGACAUGGUCAUUGAGGGGUUGGUUGAAGAAGCCAAGUUAGACAAGUUCAAUCUUCCACUAUAUGCACCUUCUACAAAAGAACUAAAACAAAUUAUUGAGAAGGAAGGCUCUUUCAAACUAUUGCACCUUGAGACAUUUAAACUCAAGUGGGAUUCAAACAUGGCUAGUGAUAGUGAGACAAACAUGGCUAGUGAUAGUGAGAAAGAAGCAAUAUUAUUUGAUGAGAAGAGUAAGGCCAAAUAUAUAGCUGGAAAUAUGAGAGCAGUUCAAGAAUCCAUAUUAGUAGAACAUUUUGGAGAAGAAAUUAUGGAUGAUUUGUUUAAAAGAUAUGGCAAGAAAGCAAUAGAGUACAUGAAGAAUGGGAAAGGCAAUAUUAACAAUGUGGUUAUGUCUCUCGUCAAACGAAAUGAGAAAGAGGAAGUUGUUCCCGUGUGACCUAUAAGUUAUGGGUUCGAGUCGUAAAAGCAUCCAUUAAUGCUUGUAUUAGGGUAUACUUUCUACAUCACAACUUUUGAGGUGAGCCCCUUUUCCCGACGCUAACAAAACAAAAAAUAGAGAACCUUUCAAAAAGGAGUGCUUUACCUCCUUAAUAGAUUUAUCCGGCACGAAUUAAUUGGUUAAUAAUAAUAGAGAAAUUGAGAAAUUGUUUAAAUAUUCACUUUUUAUUUCCAGUAAAGCAGUUGUCGAGCUUGAUGUAUUAUUUGUUAUGAGUACACAAUAAAUUAAAGAUUUGUGGAAAUUGCAUUUAUAAUUAGUUUCAUGGUUCCUCUGCUCUGGAACCAACCCUCCCCCAUUUCUCCAUAAUGCAGCCAUUUUUUGCCACAA